Messenger RNA from Xenia sp. Carnegie-2017, 1322 nucleotides. Its product is annotated as techylectin-5B-like. NCBI's taxonomy places the organism in Eukaryota, Metazoa, Cnidaria, Anthozoa, Malacalcyonacea, Xeniidae. The transcript is spliced from 6 exons. The record is from RefSeq and is a predicted model, not a curated record. The coding region runs from base 56 to 1273 and encodes 405 amino acids.
GAAGUUACAUUUAUUUUACAAUCGCAAAGUUGUGCUAUAUUAUCAACUUUUAAAUAUGUUUUCCUCUCUGUCACUGAAUUUUCAAAUUACUACAUAUAUAAUCACACUUGCUUUUGAAGUAUGUUGUGGUAUUACUGAAAAAUCCAUGUUGCGUUUGCUGAAAAAAGAGACAUGUCCAUUAAAAGAAAAUGUUUUGUUUGAAACAUUUUUCGCAUCGGUAGAUUCAUGUGCAUUAAAAUGUUUACAAGAGCCGUUCUGUGUUGGUUUUAACUUUUGUGAAGAUAUAGCGAAAAGGGACAUAACUUGCCAAUUAACCCACACACGUCCACUGAAUUAUGAACAUUGCACAGAUAACAAGUGGAGUUUCUAUGAAUUGUUAAAUCCACAAAGAAAGAUACCAUACAACAAAGAAAAAGUGUGUGAAAAUGGAGGAAUAACGACUGUUGACUUGAGAGACGGACCUGGUUCUGAUCCUUACAGAUGUCAAUGUCCUUUUGGCUUUACAGGAAAAUAUUGUUCAAUAAAACUAGCAAAAAAUGUCGAUUGCGCAGAUCUUUACAAAAAUGGCAAAAGAGAUAGCGGAAUCUACAAGAUUGAUCCUGACAAUCGAGGCAGUUUUAAUGUAUGGUGUGACAUGAACACAUCUGGAGGUGGCUGGACCGUAUUUCAACGUCGUCUUGAUGGUAGUGUUGAUUUCUACAGAGGAUGGCAAGAUUACAAAAAUGGCUUUGGAAAUCUAACAUCAGAGUUUUGGCUUGGAUUAGAUAAAAUAAACAGACUGACAUCUAGAACGCAAAACAAACUUCGCAUUGACCUGGAAGAUACUAAAGGAAACAAGAAAUACGCCGAAUAUGAUUUCGUUUAUGUUGCAAGUGAAAGGCAGAAAUACAAGUUGAACCUUGGAACAUAUUCAGGAACAGCUGGUGAUUCGUUCACUAUCCAUAAAGGAAUGGCAUUUUCGACAAAAGAUUCUGACAACGAUAAAAGCUCUGGCAAUUGUGCAAGCUUGUAUAAGGGCGCAUGGUGGUAUGAAAGUUGUCACCGUUCUAAUUUAAACGGGAUCUAUCAUUAUGGUCAACACUCCUCAUAUGCUGAUGGUAUCAAUUGGCAUGCGUGGAAAGGCCAUUACUACUCCUUAAAAUCCACUUCCAUGAAAAUACGACCUCGUAAUUUUCCACUUAAGAAACAGGCUAUACAGGUCACAUGCCCAGGAGUACAAGGACAGUUUGUGGAAGAAACAUGGCAAAUGGUUUGGUAUUAUUUUAUGUUAUAGUUUAAAACGCACCUUGUACAUUUUGUUACUCUAAAUUUAUUUUUAUAUU